Molecule: messenger RNA, 567 nt
Organism: Dentiscutata erythropus
Lineage: Eukaryota; Fungi; Glomeromycota; Glomeromycetes; Diversisporales; Gigasporaceae
Source: the annotation of a GenBank genome assembly
AUCUCCUUAGUCCAGACUGUACCCAUAUCAUUUUCUAGCAAGUAUAUUCUGACUCCUUCUGAUCUUCCUCACUCAUUGCCUCUGCUUCUCUUUUCUACCCCUAUCAUACAAGGUUCUUAUUAUCCUGCCACUAAUAGAGGAAAAGAAAGUUUUAUGCUCUCAAAGUGCUUAUACAAUAGCAUUACUAAUAACAAGCAUGUUUAUUCUAAUAUCAUUAUCUCAUACUCAACUAAGAGUAAAUAUUAUACUGCUAUAAAAAAUAAUCUACAAAAAACAGGUUUAUUAGUUAUAGGAAGACCUUUUCAGAAAAAACCAAAGCUCAUCUCACUUCCAUUGUUUGGUAGAAAAACAUCGAAUGAAAAGCAAAUGUCUGUUAAUUUUGUGGAUGCCAUUUCACAAAUUUGUUGCAAUGAACGUCAUUCAGGACCUACCAAUGUAGAUCCUACGCCUAAAAACACAAAAUAUAUUACUCUAUCUGAUGCUAAUAUUGAGAAAGAUGCUAAUAUUAUAUCUACUAAUAAUAUUAAAUCAAUUACGCCUAUUUCUACCAAUCUAUCUACUUCUUAA